UGCUGAGGGAGGUGCUGGAGAGCAGCAGUGCUGUGGCAGCGCGCGGUGCUGUGGCGGCGCUGAAGUGCUGCAUGCCGCCACUGCUGCUGUGGCAGCACACCCCGCCCCUCCUGCCCCUCCUGCAGCCCCUCCUGACUGCUGCUGCACACCCCUACUGGCUCGUCAGGGUGGAGGCGUGUGCCCUUUUGGGGGCGCUGCCGCUGGCCCACGUGGACCACCUCCAGCGGGGGGACGGGCCCCACGGGGGUGUGGGGGACAGUCCCCGCGUGUUGGGGGCACUGGGAGGCAAGCCCCCAGCCGGGGGGUCGUUCUCACACCUGGUGCUGACGUCAGCGCUGCUGCCUCGGCUCGCUGACGCUGACGCCCGCGUGCGCUCUGCCGCCUGCGCCGCCCUCGUCAGGCUGGUGUCGGUGGGGCUGCUGCUGGGGGAUCUGCUGGGGGUGUGCGGGGCGUCGCAGCUGCUGCCGGGUUACCUGCUCCCCAGCCCCACCAGGCUGGACGGCUGCUGGAGCGAGGUGGGGGGAGCUGCGUUAGCUCCCCCAUACGACGCCCUCGUGGCGCGCCUCCGGGAGCAGCAGCGACGCACGUCCUCCCCUCGCGGAGGCGCGAGCGCCACUGGAGGCGCCGACAGCGCACCACCGCCAGACGCCCUCGAGCUGCUGCGGCGUCAGCACGUCGACGACAGCUUGUCCCGCCUCGUGCACCUCCUUACCACCACUCUCUUCACCACCACCAACAAGAUCAUGAAGGGCGGCUGCGUACAGGCGCUCAGUGAGCUCGCCCACGCCUACCCCCCCGUGCUGUACCUGUCUCUUAUACACAUCUAG
Hyalella azteca is the source of this 827-nucleotide messenger RNA. RefSeq lists its product as uncharacterized. The coding region runs from base 72 to 827 and encodes 251 amino acids. The record is from RefSeq and is a predicted model, not a curated record. Gene Ontology annotation, cellular component: cytoplasm. Lineage: Eukaryota; Metazoa; Arthropoda; Malacostraca; Amphipoda; Hyalellidae. The transcript has 6 exons.